AUGGAUGACUAUCUACCUCGCGUUGAAGUUCGUGUUAUUGAUGAAGAAAAGGGAAAAGGUCUAUUCGCUUUGAGAAAAUUCAAUUUUGGAGAUGUAAUUUUUGAGGAGCGUCCCUUAGUAUGUGCACAAUUUUUAUGGAAUCAAGCCUAUGGCUAUCUUGCAUGUGACUUUUGCAUGAAACCUUUGGAAACUGCACAAGAGAAUAUUAGAAGAUUAUCAGGAAAUCCAGAUCUCUGUCUCCCACAUCCUGAAUGCUGUGCUACAAGAAAAGAUGAAUAUGUUGAAUGCACAUAUUGUGAAGUAUCAUAUUGUAAUACAAGCUGCAGAGAGCAGGCUUGGGAUCAGUAUCACAGAGUUUUAUGCACAUCCUUUUCUGAUGGUCGUGUUCAACAUCCCUUAGAUCAGCUUCAAGAUGCUUGGAGGCAGAUGCAUUAUCCGCCUGAAACUGCUAGUAUUAUGCUCAUUGCACGUAUGGUAGCAACUGUUAAGCAAGCUAAAGACAAAGCUGGUGCAGCUCAUCUCUUUUCUCAGUUUUGUCAUAAAACAAGGAAUGAAGCAGGAGAAAUAUCUCACAAACUGCUAGGAAAACAAUUUCAGGCUCAAAUGGAACAUUUGAGGCAGCUCAUGAUCAAAGGCUUGCAUGAUGAUGACUUGGAUCAUUGGUUUACCCCAGAAGGUUUUAGAUCCCUUAUUGCUUUAGUUGGUACCAAUGGUCAAGGCAUAGGAACAAGUGCUUUUGGUGUUUGGGUGAAAAAUUGUGAUUCCUUAGAUCUGUCACAAGAAGAAAAAGAAAAGCUAAACACUUUUAUUCAUGAUGUUUAUGAAUCAAUUGAGAAAGAAACUGGGCCAUUUUUAAAUAAUGAAGGGUCUGGAUUAUAUCCUUUGCAAAGCUCUUGUAAUCAUAGCUGUAUGCCAAAUGCUGAAGCAACUUUCCCAUACAAUAAUUUCACUCUAGUUAUGGAAGCUAUAAAAGAAAUAGAACCUGGAGAAGAAAUCAUUGUAUGCUACCUUGAUGAGUGUAACAGAAACCGUAGUCGUCACAGCCGCAUAAAGCUACUCAGAGAAAAUUAUCUUUUCACUUGCUCUUGUCCAAAAUGUGAGAGCCAAAUUGACGAAACUGACUUCAGCAGUGAAAGUGAAAUGGAAGAAUGA
This is a messenger RNA of Uloborus diversus, 1152 nucleotides long. It is a transcript of the gene Smyd5, whose product is annotated as histone-lysine N-trimethyltransferase SMYD5-like. Gene Ontology annotation, molecular function: histone H4K20 methyltransferase activity; protein binding. Bases 1 to 1152 code for a protein of 383 amino acids. The transcript has 12 exons. The record is from RefSeq and is a predicted model, not a curated record. Lineage: Eukaryota; Metazoa; Arthropoda; Arachnida; Araneae; Uloboridae.